UUGUUACAAAUAGUCAGAGUGAACCGACAUAUUUUGUAUGUGUGGAUAAACGUGUUUAAGUCGAGUUGCGUCAACUUUCGGGAUGUUUCACCGCAGACUCAGCUCACGUUAGCCGACAUUGCUAAAGGGAGUUAGCGUAGCUUGCUAACAGGAAACAGCCGGAAGUGGAACAUCUGAAAUUUCUCCCGGUGUCCUACGAAGCUAAUGGCGCUAAGUUAGCCUGCUAGCUGGAAAGAGACGGAGGUGAACGGGAUCUGUUUCUCUGGAGGAAAAGUUGGUGCUGUGAGUUUGUAAAAAUGUCUAAAGUCCAAACGCUGAGAGCUUUUGUCAACCAGCGACUCACUUUGGCCGCUGAAGAGAUUUUUGAGCUGUUUGAAAGAACGAUAGCAGACUACGAGGAGGAAGUUUGUCGACAACGCAAACUACUGGACGCUGUUCUCCAGCCUGAAGUCCGCUUACACAGAGCCGACGUGGAGCUGCGGUCGGUGAGUGAAGGAGAGGAUCCCCCUGAGCGGCAGGACUGGAGCCCCAGUCUGGUCCAGGAGGAUCCACCAGAGCUGCCACACAUUAAAGAGGAACAGGAGGAACUGUGGACCGGUCAGGAGGGAGAGCAGCUUCGAGGGCCGGAGGAGGCUGAUGUCAUGGAGGCCACGUUCACUCCUGUCUCUGUGAAGAGUGAAGAAGACGAUGAAGAGAAACCUCAGUCCUCUCAGCUUCAUCAAAGACAGACUGAAGAGAUGAAAACAGAAGCUGAUGGAGAGGACUGUGGAGGACCAGAACCAGCCAGGAGCUCAGAUCCAGAUACCCAACCAGAUACUGACCACAAGAGUUCAACCUCCUCUGACUGUGAGACUGAUGACAGCUGUGACUGGGAGGACAGCAGAGAACCUCGGUCAGGUUUAAACCCUCUGCAGGACAAUGAAGGACAUCAGCAGAAACACAAUGGACUCCAAACAGGAGAGAAACCAUUUAGCUGCUCAGUUUGUGGUAGAAGAUACCUCAGGAAGAAAUCGUUAAGGGAUCACAUGAGGCUUCAUUCAGAAGGAAAAUAUUUCAGCUGCUCAGUUUGUCAAAAAACUUUUCAGUGGAGGAAACAUCUUGUGCGGCACAUGAGAGUCCACACGGGGGAAAAACCUUUCAGCUGCUCAGUUUGUAAAGCAAGUUUCAAAGUCAGCAGCAAUUUGUCCCAACACAUGUGGAUCCACACUGAGGAAAAAUCAUUUAGUUGCUCCGUUUGUGGAAGAAAAUUUUCACAAAAGCCAGCUCUGAGACAACACAUGAGAAUCCACGCAGGAGAGAAACCUUUCAGCUGCUCAGUUUGUGGUAGAAGUUACCACAGGAAGGACACGUUAACGGAUCACAUGAGGCUUCAUUCAGAAGGAAGACGAUUUAGCUGCUCAGUUUGUCAGAAAAAAUUUCAGUGGAGAGGAGAUGUUGUGACACACAUGAGAGUCCACACUGGAGAAAAACCCUUCAGCUGUUCUGUCUGUGGAAGAAAAUUUUCACAAAAGGGACACUUGAGAGAGCACAUGAGAAUCCACACUGGAGAGAAACCUUUCAGCUGUUCUGCCUGUGAUAAAAGAUUCACUCGGCAUCAUCACUUAAAACAUCACAAGUGUGUCGGUGAGAGCAGCAGGAGUAAAUGAAGCUGCAGAGCUGCUCGUCGAGCCACUUUGUUCCAGCAGGAUGUGAUUAAACACUGAACAAGUUUGACUUCUAACGGGUCCCACAUGCUCUUCUUUGUUGUCACAGCGUUUAUUUCAGUGUGUUUAUGUGUUUCAUACCUCUGAGAUGAUCUCUCAUGCCCGUCAUGUCAAGUUGCUCUGCUGAUUUUUUGUUUUUUACAGUUUGGGGAGCUGAUUUAUCUAAUUUUGUUUUGAUCUUUUCUGUUUUAUCCAAACAGUCAAUAAUCAGCAGAUGAUUCCAGAAUGAAAAUAAUCUUUAGCUUCAAAAUAGUUGAAAAUGAGCUCAGCCAAGCUGCAGCACAGCAACAGUUUGGUGCCACCUGGUGGUGGAAGGUUAAACUGAACUCUGUGGUCGAUGUGUGAGCUGCUCAUCACAGAAGGAAUACAUUGUGAAUAUUACAAAAGAAAAGAAUAAACAUGCAAACUAUUUCACAUUUAAAUGUUCCGUACAAGUUCACAGUACCUGAGUUAUGCUGACAGACUGAACGAUCCAACAGCACAGAAAACAACUGCUGCUUAAACUGAAGUCAAAUGUUCCUUUAUACUAAGUGUCCAUAUUUAUAAUAAUAAACAUAUUUUGCUGAAA
This is a messenger RNA of Scatophagus argus, 2271 nucleotides long. RefSeq names its product zinc finger protein 501-like. The record is from RefSeq and is a predicted model, not a curated record. The transcript has 2 exons. The coding region runs from base 297 to 1646 and encodes 449 amino acids. Lineage: Eukaryota; Metazoa; Chordata; Actinopteri; Scatophagidae. Gene Ontology annotation, biological process: regulation of transcription by RNA polymerase II. Gene Ontology annotation, molecular function: DNA-binding transcription factor activity; RNA polymerase II cis-regulatory region sequence-specific DNA binding.